AGGCACAUCAGUAGAUAGGGGAAAGAUGAGCAGCAUAGGCACAGGCUACGAUCUAUCGGUGACCACAUUCUCACCGGACGGCCGCGUUUUCCAGAUCGAAUAUGCCGCUAAAGCCGUCGACAACAGCGGCACCGUCGUUGCCAUCAAAUGCAAAGACGGUAUCGUCAUGGGAGUGGAGAAGCUGAUUGCUUCCAAGAUGCUGCUGCCAGGCUCCAAUCGAAGAAUCCACUCCGUUCAUCGCCACUCCGGCAUGGCUGUUGCUGGAUUAGCUGCUGAUGGCAGGCAGAUUGUUACACGAGCAAAGUCUGAAGCAACUAAUUAUGAGAGGGUUUAUGGUGAAGCAAUUCCUGUUAAAGAACUUGCGGAACGAGUGGCUAGUUAUGUGCAUUUGUGCACACUUUAUUGGUGGCUCAGGCCUUUUGGUUGUGGAGUGAUUGUGGGAGGUUAUGAUAGGGAUGGGCCACAGUUUUACAUGAUCGAACCUUCUGGAAUAUCUUAUUCUUAG
Molecule: messenger RNA, 505 nt
Organism: Salvia hispanica
Lineage: Eukaryota; Viridiplantae; Streptophyta; Magnoliopsida; Lamiales; Lamiaceae
Source: RefSeq, a predicted model, not a curated record